AUGAGCUAUUACUUAAAUAUGUGAUUUUCAUAAAACGAAACCAAAAACAAUAAUACACUCUUUGCAUAAAAAAGUUAUUAAUUUAUAAUAGAAAGUAUCAAAAUAGUGGAAUAUGAAGUUUAAAAUUCAUUCAUAUUGAUAAUUAAAUUCUUAAACAAUCAAGAAAGUUAAUUACAAUAUUAAAAAUUUAGAAGUUCGAUUAAAGGAUCAAAUAAACAUAGAAAAAAAUAAAUUAUCAUAUUAAAUUAAACUGACAUCAGUAUAAAUUAGAGAUUUUAUCUAAAAUAUUAUUUCAAUAAUUAUCUAAGUAACUUUUAGCACUUCAGAAAUUAUUGAAAAACUAUUUAGAAUCCUGGAGGAAAUUCAAGAAAUUUUAUUAAGAAUGGAAAUAUUAAUUGAUUCCAAUAGAAACCUGAUUGCUCAUUUUAAUAUCUCAUUGGCAUUUCAGCAAAAAUUUUUAAAGUUGGUUGUGGAAUGGUCUUUGGAAAACCAAUUUUGAAUAUUUUGAAAGGUGUAACUGAAAUUGCUUUGCCAUUUCCAUUAGGGCUAACAUAAAACUAGAAAGCAAUUUAAUGAAUUGAAAUGUUUUUUUGAAAAAUAGUAAAGGUAAAUUGAUUAAAAUCUUACUAAGAGUAUUGAA
Paramecium octaurelia is the source of this 640-nucleotide messenger RNA. The record is from the annotation of a GenBank genome assembly. NCBI's taxonomy places the organism in Eukaryota, Ciliophora, Oligohymenophorea, Peniculida, Parameciidae.